Salvia miltiorrhiza (redroot sage) is the source of this 2275-nucleotide messenger RNA. RefSeq lists its product as uncharacterized. The coding region runs from base 449 to 2155 and encodes 568 amino acids. The transcript has 10 exons. The record is from RefSeq and is a predicted model, not a curated record. Lineage: Eukaryota; Viridiplantae; Streptophyta; Magnoliopsida; Lamiales; Lamiaceae. Gene Ontology annotation, biological process: vegetative to reproductive phase transition of meristem.
AAAAUAUAGAAUUAUUAAUUAAGAUUGCGGCCCAAGUAGCCCAACAAGAAUUGGGCGACCAAAAAAAGCUAAACAUAGUUUAAAAGAUAAAAAAAAAAUAGAAAAUAAUAUUAAGGUCCAAGGUUGUCUUGUCUAGUCAGCAGGUUCCCGCCAAAAUGACGCGUGCUCACCUGCUUUUCGCGGGAAUCCCACUUCCGCCGCGACACGUGGCGCGAGCCCAUCUCCCCCGCUGCCACCAAGCGGUUUCUUUCCCACAAAGAUAAUAUAUACUUUCAAAAUCCACUGCUUUUCAUCUGAUUCAAUAAACAAAAGUGGUUGUUGAUUGAUCCCACAGCUGCUUUUUGCUUAGAUGAUAACUCAACCACCAUAAACAAAAAAAAUCCCACCUUUUUCCUAUUGAAAAUUUUGAUGCUUUAGUUCAUUUUCUUGAAUCUUGAGGUAAGUAUCAAUGGAGGUGCCAAUUGGGUUCGCCGCCAAGUGUUGGAGCUUCAUCUCCUUCUUGCCCUUCUUCUUCUCUCUCUUCAUUCUUGGCUUUCUCAAAGGGUUGAUUGUAUGUCCAAUUGCUGUCACCAUCAUAGCAGUUGGAAACUCUGCAGUUGUAAUAGGCCUCUGGCCUGCACAUUUUCUCUGGACAUACUACUGUGUCUCAAAAAGCAAAAGAGUUGGAUGGAUUUUGAAGAUUCUAGUGUUGGUUUCAUUGCCUCUCCCCUUGAUCCUCUGGCCUGUCAUGGCAAUGGUUGGGAGCAUUCUUGGUGGGGUGGGGUACGGCUUCUUCGCCCCCUUGAUUGCAACGUUUGAGGCCGUUGGAGCCGAUGUCACCUAUAAAUGCUACCACUGCUUCAUUGAUGGCUGUUUUUCAACUGUUGAGGGUAGCUGUACAGUAGUUAGAGAUUUUACAGAUUUCUGUUUCCACUCUUACUUCUCCUACAUGGAUGAACUAAGCAAGGAUGUGAACGAAGACGAGAAACCAAUAGACAUAGAGUUAUGGAGGCUACCUGGCUGUUUCUUGGUUUCUAGUGUUGCGAUUCUCGUAGAUGUUCCUCUAAUCACGGCGGUGGCUCUUUGGAAGAGCCCAUAUAUGUUGUUUAGGGGAUGGAAGAGGCUAUUAGAGGAUCUGAUUGGCAGGGAAGGGCCGUUUCUCGAAACAGUCUGUGUCCCGUUUGCUGGUCUAGCAAUCCUUCUAUGGCCUUUGGCCGUGUUAGGCGCCGUCUUGGCUGCUUUCUUCUCGAGUUUCUUCCUCGGUCUUUAUGCUGGAGUCGUUGUUCACCAGGAAGAUUCGCUUCGGAUGGGUCUUGCUUACACUGUGGCGGUGAUUUCUUUGUUUGAUGAAUACGCGAAUGACUUGCUUGAUUUAACGGAGGGUUCGUGCUUUCCCAGGCCUCAGUACCGUCAAAAGACGAAGCCUUCAAGCGGACUGGAGAAAAAGAGGUCGCUCGAUAGCCAAGAAGGCUCACGCUCACGCUCGUCUAAGCUAGUUUCGGAAGGAUCAAGAACACUAAAACAAGCUAUUCAACGAUACACACCUGUGCAGGUAUGGGAUUGGCUCUUUAAGUCGUGCGAGGUGAACGGGAAAAUUCUCCUACGAGAGGGGCUGAUAGGCGCGAAAGAUAUUCAGGACUGCAUGGUGAAAGGCGACUGUAAGAAGCUGGGCGUCGAGCUGCCUGCUUGGUGCAUCCUACAGUGUCUCCUCACCUCGGCAAAGUCAGAUUCCUCUGGCUUGAUUAUAUCGGAGGAAAUGGAACUUACGAGAUCCAACUUGCCGAGAGACAAGGUGUUGGAGUGGUUUAUCGGCCCGCUCUUCACCAUGAAGGAGCAGAUAAAGGGAUUGCGAUUGCAAGAAGACGAGGAGAGUUGCCUGAGAAAGCUGGUUUUAGCCUGCAACAAUGACAUGCCGGAAGACUGGGACGACACCGGGUUCCCGUCUACGGACAAAGUGAGAAGAGCACAACUGCAGGCUGUGAUUAGGAGGCUGCAAGGGAUCGUGGGUUCCAUGUCGCGUCUGCCCACGUUCAGGCGACGCUUCAGGAAUUUAGUGAAGGUGUUAUACGUCGAGGCUAUUCAGACGGGCAUUCCGGCCAAGCAUGCCAACACCACCUCAAGAAUACAUCUCUUUGUACGAGGGGGGAGAAGAGACAGACAAGAAGACAUGGUGUGACCAGUUCUACAUAGUAUACUGCUAGUUUAGCUUUGUAUGUUUCAAUUAAACACCCUAAAUCUAUCUACCUGCUCAUAUCAUAUAAAAAAAUUGGCAUCCAUAUCUUUAAUUUAUCCACAA